Molecule: messenger RNA, 2217 nt
Organism: Betta splendens (Siamese fighting fish)
Lineage: Eukaryota; Metazoa; Chordata; Actinopteri; Anabantiformes; Osphronemidae
Product: leiomodin-1-like
Exons: 2
Coding region: 1199-1696 (165 amino acids)
Source: RefSeq, a predicted model, not a curated record
GAAAUGCAAGAUGAGGUGACAUGAGAGCAUUUAAUCAGAACCCUUUAAUUGUUCCGAUCUGUGAACGUCAGUUAAACGUGAUGGUAAAUUAUUGGAAGCGUGGACACAGCGUCCUCCAUUGAGCUUCACGCUCAGUACUGCACAGAAACAUCUUGACAAGUCGCAUCAGGAAACACGCGCAAACAGCAAAAAGACUGAGAGUCAGGUGUUGUUGUGUAAUCACAUCCACGGCAACAUGUGAAAAUGGGAUCAUCCUGUUAGAACCAGUCGACGCUGCGAAAGAACACAAUAAAACGUCGUUUAAAGAUGAGUGAGGCCUUUGUAAUAAACCACACAGAAAACAUUCAUGCAUCUCUACAAACCUUUUGUGAAGCAAAUUCUAUAAGACACCUUUAAAACAGCGCAUACGGAGUCGGUGCCUCCCAGUAAGAAUGCACCAGAACCAGUUUGGUUCUUUCCCCGCUGACUGGUAAUCUCAACAUCACGGAAACGGUUAUUUGCGUCUUGGACUUGUGCUUAUGGUCGGAGUUGGUGGAGGAGCAGCCAGCGGUGCUGUGCGUUUGUCUCAAAAAACACGCGAGUCGAAUGGUCUGAGAAGUUUAGAGGCGACGGUGUCAACGAGCGUUCGAAGAGAAAAGGUUUGUGUGUUUAAUCUGUGAAGAGGCGUCACCUCACUACCACUGUGUCUGGUGUUUGACCAAGCGUCCUCACGGUAACAAGUGAAAGCACGGUGAUCUACCGCUAUGACGCCUUGUUUCUGUUUAACGUGUGGGUAAAUGCAUUUUAAUGCAUUAAACCUGCAGCCAGCGAUGGAAAGGUUAAUAAUAGAAAAUCAUUACGACCGUCGGGCUGUAGACGCUUCAUCGGGUCUCAGGAUUUCCACUUAAGCCGUUCUUUCUUCAUUUAAACACACCGUUUAUUGCCAAUAAGCAAUAAAAGCCGUUGUUCAUCUACAGCUCUUCUUCCGUAGCUGUUCAUUUUCUUCUCCAAAGGAGAAAAGGAGCCGCUUUCAUCAAAGGUGACGCCUGACGUUUGUCCAGUAAACGGAAACCAGACGGUACAGGAAUCGAUCUGGUCUGAAACACAGAAAGUGAUUCCAACAAUAUUAUAAACUACAUCAUCGUAUGUAAAAGCCAGACAGGGACACAGACAGUGUCUUCAGGCUGAUCCUCAUCUUGGUUCUCGCGUAGGUGAUGUCAUGGGCGGCUCCUCCAUCAAAAAGAUCUUUCGAAAAAAGAAGAAGUCGCGGUGGAAGAAAACCUGGAAAAAGAUGAAAAAGGCCCUCCCCACCAAGAAACGCAAGAAGAAGAAGAGCAACGGGCUGCUGGAAAAGCUGAACCCCAGAAAGAAGAAGAAUCCUGAGAAGGAGGAGUCAAAGUCGCUUAAACGAGUCUUCUUCGGUAAAUCAAAGAAGGAGCCGAGUGAGGACGCGACGCCGCCUGAGAAGAAGGAUGAGGGAGCGCUGGAGAAGUUAAAGGAGCGGAUGAAGAGCAAGAUGGGCCGGAAACCUUCAAACGGACUCAGCAAAGUAGAGGAAGCUGCAUCUCCUGAGAACCCGGAGGAAACAAAGGAGCAAAACGCCAGCAGCAGUCCCAGGAAGGAGGAAAAGGAACCCACAAGGAAACUGAAGGAGAUCCUGAAAUCCAUCCGACCCACGAGAUCCAGAACAAAAGACGCUCAAGACAAAGAAGCGUGAAACAGGCGACAGGAGAACUGAUUGACGCUUUAAUGACGACACUGUCACAGGAAACCAUAAAACAUCCAGGUUCUUUCCAAUGCACACAAAUGUCAGUUUUUACAUUAAUAUGUUCACCAUUAAGCUUCACAUCCUGUACAGUCAGUCAUGUCUGAAAAUGAAACCACGGCUAUAAAAAAAGCAACAAGUAGAUUCAGGUUCAUCUCGGUUUCUCCUGUGGCUGCUGAUGAGAGCCUAAAAAAACGCCUUAUAUCUAUUAUUUACAAAGCACUGUGUCAUUUCGGCAAAAAUUAGAUAAGUAAAUAAAGCAAAAUAAAAAAAGAAAGAAACAGGUUUAUUGACUGAUAAAAUAAAGUGUGUUAAUGAAACAAACAUGCACGUGACAAGAUCCGUGUCUCUCCCAAAUCAUGAAGGCUAAAAUAUCCAGUUAAUGUGUGGUUAUACUUUGGGGGUAAAAUGUUAAUAUCAUGCAACAAAACUGUUGUAAUAAUGUAAUAAAGCCUGAAUGUGUGAACCAAUAA